AUGGAAGGACCCCACUAUAAGAACGGCCACCAGCCCCUGUCAGGUUGGCUACGGGAUCACCACCGGGCCACCAUCAAGGUCAUCAGGCGCAUGCAGUACUUUGUAGCCAAGAAGAAAUUCCAGCAAGCACGGAAGCCCUAUGAUGUGCGAGAUGUCAUUGAGCAGUACUCCCAGGGCCACCUCAACCUUAUGGUGCGCAUUAAAGAACUACAGAGAAGGCUGGAUCAGUCCAUCGGGAAGCCAUCUUUGUUCAUCCCCAUCUCAGAAAAGAGCAAAGACCGUGGCAGCAACACCAUCGGUGCCCGUCUGAACAGGGUGGAAGACAAGGUGACACAACUGGACCAGAGACUGGUGAUCAUCACAGACAUGCUCCACCAACUGCUGUCCCUGCAACAAGGUGGUCCAACCUGCAACAACAGGUCACAAGUCGUAGCCAGUGAUGAAGGUGGCUCCAUCAACCCUGAGCUCUUCCUGCCCAGCAACAGCCUGCCCACCUAUGAACAGCUGACUGUACCCCAGACAGGCCCUGAUGAAGGCUCCUGAAGGAGCUCAGAAGGGAGGUUCAGGGUAACCUUCCACAGGUCUGCCCCACCUCCCUCUCAACAGGGGCACCUGCCUGGUUCUCACCCUCUUGAAGGCCUGAUAUGACAGCCUAGCUCCCUAAAGCCCCAAAACCCAUGGGUCAAGCCACUGGCCUGAAUCUGGAGCUCACCAAGACCCCUCUGCCCAGUCAGAACUAGAACUUGGCUGGGCAUGGGGUUCCUCUCAGGCCCCUAUCAAGAUGGUGAUGUUGUUCUCCUGAUGGCUGGGGACAUAGGGAAGGGGAGUGUCUGACCAGGAUGCAACUCAGGCAGAAGGAAGCCCAUCCAGGUGAUGCCAAAUGGCUUCCUAAAGGGAAACAGGAAGAAUCUGAAAGAGUCUGGGGUUUCCACCCUCAGCUCUGAAUCCAGAGCCCAGCAGGGAGCAGGCAAGGCAAGACAGGCCCAGCCCACACUAACUACAAGCUGUAGCCCAGUGGGGGCUCAACAGGCCAAAGCCUGACUCCUUCACUCUCUGGUGAUGUUGACCACUUCAGAAUACCAGAGGGAUUUCCAGCUUCCCCCAAAGGAUCUCCCAAGCAGGGGACCAUUCACUGUCCACCCUAACCAGGUAUGGACUGACAACUUCUCCCCUAAAGUGAAGAGCAGGGCCCUCAAGCCCUGUGAUAAGGCCUUCAUGCAGCCUGCCUCCUCCUUGCUGGUCAGAGGUGCCGGACUCCAGUCUCUUCACGCCACAUCCCUCAGCCAGCAGCUGACCACAGCCAGGUUAAGGGCAUCGCAGUUUCUCCCAGGAUCGGUUCCUUGGGCAUCACACCUCACAGAAAUCAAGAUAAUUUCUGGUGAUUCAGAUCUGUGUUUUAAUGAAUUUCAUAGUAUGAUCUUGAUUGAGAGGCUUUUGCAAAUAAAGCUGGGACAUGCCAGGUUGA
Molecule: messenger RNA, 1465 nt
Organism: Rattus rattus (black rat)
Lineage: Eukaryota; Metazoa; Chordata; Mammalia; Rodentia; Muridae
Product: potassium voltage-gated channel subfamily KQT member 1-like
Exons: 6
Coding region: 1-543 (180 amino acids)
Biological process (GO): potassium ion transport
Cellular component (GO): membrane; voltage-gated potassium channel complex
Molecular function (GO): voltage-gated potassium channel activity
Source: RefSeq, a predicted model, not a curated record